CGGCCAGGCUUUGCUACAACAGCGACGAGCUGAGAACGAUAUCAUUUCCUGUUGCGACGUUAAAGAGUGGGUGGCCAUCGCUAUCAUGCCUAAGUUUUAUUGUGAUUACUGCGAUACAUAUCUUACCCAUGAUUCCCCUUCAGUACGCAAAACACAUUGCAGCGGAAGAAAGCACAAGGAAAAUGUUAAAGACUACUAUCAAAAAUGGAUGGAAGAACAGGCACAGAGUCUCAUUGACAAAACCACUGCUGCUUUUCAGCAGGGUAAGAUACCUCCAACGCCUUUCGCAGCUCCACCAGCUGGUGGUGCCAUGAUGCCCCCCCCACCUACCUUGGGUGGCCCUCCACGUCCUGGAAUGAUGCCUGCUCCUCCCAUGGCAGGCCCUCCUAUGAUGCCAAUGAUGGGACCACCACCUCCUGGAAUGAUGCCGGUGGGGCACGGUCCAGGGAUGAGACCACCUAUAGGCGCCCACAUGUCUAUGAUGCCUGGACCUCCUAUGAUGCGACCGCCUUCUCGCCCCAUGAUGCUCCAGUCACGGCCUGGUAUGGCACGUCCUGAUCGAUAGAAGUUCAUCCUGACACUUUUGCAUUCGACUUGACCCUGGAUAUUUUGUACUAAUUGUAAUGUAAACAUGGUCACAAGGACAUCUUGCCAAUGGAUUUAUGGAACAGUCAAAUCGUAGCCGUGAAAGUUUUUCAGCCCAUUUUUAAUUAAUUCAACCCCUGAGGCAAAAAAGUGUUGCUGUACAUUUGGUUAUCGGUCUUUGAUAAUACAUCACCAUUCCUUUAACUGCAAUUUCUGCUUCAUUCUUCUGUGGGUGUUUAACGAACAUGGGGCUUUAGGAGACCUAUGUAUGACAUUU
Messenger RNA from Spea bombifrons (plains spadefoot toad), 862 nucleotides. It is a transcript of the gene SNRPC, whose product is annotated as small nuclear ribonucleoprotein polypeptide C. The transcript has 6 exons. Bases 86 to 565 code for a protein of 159 amino acids. Gene Ontology annotation, molecular function: pre-mRNA 5'-splice site binding; zinc ion binding. Gene Ontology annotation, cellular component: nucleus; U1 snRNP. The record is from RefSeq and is a predicted model, not a curated record. Gene Ontology annotation, biological process: mRNA 5'-splice site recognition; spliceosomal snRNP assembly; mRNA splicing, via spliceosome. Lineage: Eukaryota; Metazoa; Chordata; Amphibia; Anura; Pelobatidae.